AUGACCUGCCUGCUGCCGCAGCCCCCUCUGGCUCUCAAAGCCUCGACAACCUACUCUGCUGCCGCAGCCCCUUCUGGCUGUCAAAGCCUCAAUGACCUGCGCUGCUGCCACUGCCUCUUCUGGCUGUCAAAGCCUCAACAACCUGCGCUGCUGCCUCUGCCCCUCCUGGCUGUCAAAGCCUCGAUGACCUGCUCUGCUACCACUGCCCCUUCUGGCUGUGACAGCCUCGACGACCUGCUCUGCUGCCACAGCCCCUUCUGGCUGUCAAAGCCUCAACAACCUGCGCUGCUGCCACUGCCUCUUCUGGCUGUCAAAGCCUCAACGACCAGCACUGCUGCAGCAGACCCUUCUCACUGUCAAAGCCUCGAUGACCUGCUCUGCUGCCACAGCCCCUUCUGGCUGUCAAAGCGUUGA
This is a messenger RNA of Podarcis lilfordi (Lilford's wall lizard), 414 nucleotides long. NCBI's taxonomy places the organism in Eukaryota, Metazoa, Chordata, Lepidosauria, Squamata, Lacertidae. The record is from the annotation of a GenBank genome assembly.